AUGGCAUCCACAGGCGCUCUCCCGCAGACGCUCAAAUCCAUCACCGCGACCAAAAUCAAAGAGCUCUCCAAGCAGCGCGUGCUCUUUGAAAAACGCAAGGGACAGAUCUUCAAGGCCGCCCAGGACGCCCCCGAUCUCCGCGCCAGGGUCCAGGUCCUCCUCGAAGGCGUCACCAAGCUCAACGGCGACCCCAACGACGCCUUUGACCGCGAGGAUCUCGACGCGGAUGAUGCGGCCUACCAUCACACCGCCAGCGUCGAGGAUGGCUCCGCCCGCGCAACCUACACGAAUAUCCGUCGCUUCCUCCUGCAGAGCCGGUAUGACCCGUCUGUCUCCGAGCGCAGUCUGCAGGACUGGGUUGCGCUGCUGGAGGAGGAGCUGCAGUCGCUACAGCUGAAGCAUGAACAUGCUGCUUUCUACAGUAAGCUGGUGACGGAGUGGUUGGAGAAUUUGGGUAGCGACGCGGCGUCCGCGAGCACCACUCCUAGUGUCGCUGCGGGCGAGCAGAGCGACGACAAGGGGUUUGAACAGGUUGGACGGGCGGAGAUGCAGGAGCAGCGCGCGACGUGGGAGGCGCUGGUUUUCGCGACUGCCGAGAGGAAUCCGGAAUCGAUCCGUGCGUACCUGGACGGGCUUUUCGCCGCGACAGGCAUGUCGCGGCAGGCGCUCAAGGAGCUCCGUGAGAGUAUCAAGUCUUUUGGAACGGAUCUCGCCGCGCAGAAGAAGUCGUUUAGCCUCGACGAUCUCAAGUGGGUGUCUCAGUCGCUUCUGAAGACCGACCUGCUCUCGAAAGAGAAGACGGUCAUCCUGAAGGAGUUCAUGCGCAACGAGGCGGUGGCGCAGGAAGUCGUGGACGUGUUGAACAUGCGCCUCUCUUCCUUGGACAGCUGGACCUGGCCCGAGGAAGGGAUCCCCGUGGAGAUGCGCCGUCAGCUGAACGGGAAAUAUCGCGUGUUCAUGGAUGAGGAUCUGCUGGACGGUCUCCUCUUCCAAUACCUUGGGAUCCAGUUUUCGGUGACAUUCAGGUCCGCGUUCGAUACCUUCUUCAGGACGCGUGCCUGGAAGUUUCCCCGCCAGGAUAUCUCCGAGCAAUUGCGGGAACGGCGCCACUACUUCCUCGACGCGCGUGCAGAUAUAGUCUCCGUAAAUGAUUUCAGGCGGCAGACAUACGCGAACGACUACUUCAUGUCACAGCUGCCGACGUCCGUGGACGCUGACGUUCCGGAGUAUGGUGACGAAGCAAAGAGUGACAUUUCGGCCAUGGGAACACGCAGGAACGUCCUGGAUACCAAGCAUGCUCUGCUCCAUCUCUUGAUCACAGAGUCUAUUCUUCACACUACUCUGCACGGCCAAUUCACCGCGAUUCGCUCGGACUUCAAGUGGUUUGGCCCAUCGUUGCCACAUACCACGAUCCUCACGGUCCUGGACUACUUCGGGGUGCCCCAGGGUUGGCUCGAUUUCUUCAAGAUCUUCCUUCAAGCCCCACUCAAGUUCUCCCACGAUGGCCCCAACGCCACGGUCCAAGUUCGAAAGCGUGGAGUCCCCAUGAGCCAUGUCCUCUCGGACUGCUUUGGUGAGACAAUCCUCUUCUGCAUGGACUACGCGGUGAAUCAGAAAACCGAGGGCGCGUACCUCUAUCGGCUGCACGAUGACUUCUGGUUCUGGGGCCGCGAGGGCACAUGUGUCAAGGCCUGGGACGCCAUGACCGAGUUCUCCGGGGUCAUGGGGCUUGAAUUCAACGAGGAGAAGACGGGCACUGUUCGGCUGAAGAACCCGGAUCCCAAGUUUGAUCAAACCCCCACCGAGGAAACUACUUCAUCGUCCCUGCCGGCCGGGGAUAUCCGUUGGGGCUUCCUGAAGCUCGACCCACAGGAGGGGCGCUUCAUUAUCGACCAGUCGCAGGUGGACAACCACAUUACGGAACUUGGCCACCAGCUCUCUUCGUGCAAGAGUAUCUUCGCCUGGGUGCAGGCCUGGAACAGCUACUUCGCGCGCUUCUUCAGCAACAACUUCGCCAAACCCGCCGUGUGCUUCGGCCGGAGCCAUAUCGACAUGGCCAUCUCGACUCUCGGCCGCAUCGAGCGCACGCUCUUCCCCGACGGUGUCACCGCACAUCUUCGCCAGGUGAUCGCCGACCGGUUCAACGUCCACGACCUGCCCGAGGGAUUCUUCUACUUCCCCAUCGAGCUAGGCGGGCUCCAGCUCCUGAAUCCCUAUAUCCCCUUGCUGGCCAUGCGCGAGGAUAUCAAGCAAACGCCACAGCGCCGGUUGCAGAAGGCGUUCCUGCAAGAUGAGAUCGAGUACCACGCGGCGAAGGAGCGGUUUGAGAAACAAGGAUCACCACAAAGCGUGGUGCGGGUCAUCACAAGCAGCGACGAUCACGAUCGGUCCGCGUUCCUGUCGCUGAAUGAGUACAUGGGGUACCCGGAAACCUACAGCCGACACUUGCUGGCUGCCUACAAAGAUCUCAUCCGCAUCCCUGGCGAGAUUGACAUCGGCCAAACCAUGGCAUUCCGCACCAGUCAAAUGUCGCUGGACAGAACGGGACUGUCGACCUCGCACACCAGUCGCGGGAUCACCGAUUCAUGGGAUACCAUGACGCCGUACUGGCAAUGGACGGCAGAGGUGUAUCAUGCGGAAAUGGUGAAGAAGUUCGGCAGUCUAGCGGCGGUGAACCGGGAGUUCAUGCCUCUGGGGGUUGUUGAGACGCUCCGGGAAGGAAAAUUCAGAUGGCAGGGCUGA
Molecule: messenger RNA, 2742 nt
Organism: Aspergillus clavatus NRRL 1
Lineage: Eukaryota; Fungi; Ascomycota; Eurotiomycetes; Eurotiales; Aspergillaceae
Exons: 1
Coding region: 1-2742 (913 amino acids)
Source: RefSeq, a predicted model, not a curated record